GCGGUCUUUGAAUGCAAGCUGGUGAUGACUGACUGACUGACUGCGUGGAAGGAAGCGUGUCAUUAUUUUCCUAUUGACAGCUAAGCUAGCCAGGGAUAUAAUAUUUGGGGAGGAGGAGAAUCAGAAGAGAGAUCAUGCUUUGUCAUUGAGGACCUCCGUUUAGCCAACAGUUUAGCCUCCGGCUGGCACGUCCGACGCUCAGAGCAAUCAGCAUGCAGGCAGCAUCAGCACCCCGAUCUGUUAUCAUCAUCUAGGCUACACUCUGAUUUAGCAAUACCUGGAUACCUGGACGUCAUUCAUCGAUUUACUGGUCAUGCACCCUAAUAUGACCGUCGCGCCGAAGCGGUACAAACUGUUGCAACCGGGAGAGCAGGAAGCAGCACGUUCCAAGUGUCAAGUAAGAUUCGACCUGUUCCUGUCCUGCUGCAGAACGCCGUCACUGCUUUUGGAAUCCUCAGCCGUUUGAGUUUAGGAAAUAUAUGAUUUGUUAUCACAGCUCAUAUAUUCUUGUUUCUUUUUCAAACGCGUUUUAUUUUGUAGCCCAGGCUAGUGAGCGUCUGUAUCAUCCUUUCUUCAAUAGGCCUACCCAUAAUGGAUAGGUUUCAUUCUUCCAUGCGCAAAAGGCUGUACAGCUUGCCGCAAAACAUUGGCCAAAGAGGCUCUGUCUCUGUGAUGAUUGACGACGGAGGAGAAUACGGUGGUGGCGAUAAGGACACAAAGAAGAAAAGUACCGGUAUCAGGCUGAAGCCUCUUCUCCUUCCUGGAUCUCCAUCCUCCGUCAGCAGCUCUAAGAGAAACGGAGACAGGGACCCCAAGAGCAGGACCGCCGGAGACUUGGAAACGGACGUUGCCGUUAAGACCAACUUAAACGGAGACUGUCGCCUUUUUAGAGGUAGCCGCUCUUCCAUCACUGGUCGGCGCACUCUUGGGUCAGAUCCAGCGGAGCAGCGGAGGCUGAUCCCCGAGGUAGACGCCGGCGCUAACGAGGAGAGUUACCCCGGAGGAGAGACUGGUUCUGGGGCCGAACAGGGAGCGCAGGAUUCCGUUGGUCGCAGUGCUAGCGCAUUCCGCCGCUCGUCCGUCUUCGAUCAGUCCACUUUAAUCAAGUUAGAAGGAACCGAACCGAUCAUGCCAGACGAAGUAGAGCAGUUGUAUCGGGCGGGUUUCAUGCACCGGCAGUUCGGAGCGAUGCUUCAACCAGGAGUCAACAAGUUCUCUCUGAGAAUGUUGGGGAGCGAGAGGGCCGUGGAGCACGAGAGGGAACGUGUGAAGUCUGCAGGAUUCUGGAUCAUUCAUCCAUACAGUGAUUUUAGGUUCUACUGGGACCUGAUAAUGCUGUUCCUCAUGGUGGGGAACCUCAUCAUCAUACCUGUGGGCAUCACCUUCUUCAAGGACGAGCACACUCCCCCCUGGAUCGUCUUCAACGUCAUCUCAGACACCUUGUUCCUCAUCGACCUGGUCCUCAACUUCCGGACGGGCAUCGUCAAGGAGGACAACACAGAGAUCAUCCUGGACCCACAGACCAUCAAGAUCAAGUAUCUGAAGAGCUGGUUCAUGGUGGACUUCAUCUCCUCCAUACCAGUAGAUUACAUCUUCCUCAUCGUGGAGACCAGGAUCGACUCAGACUUCUACAAGACGGCCCGGGCGCUGAGAAUCGUGCGGUUUACGAAGAUCUUGAGUUUGUUGAGGCUGCUCCGGCUGUCUAGGCUCAUCAGAUAUAUACAUCAGUGGGAAGAGAUUUUCCAUAUGACUUAUGACCUGGCCAGUGCCAUGGUGAGGAUUGUGAACCUGAUUGCUAUGAUGCUGCUGCUGUGUCACUGGGAUGGAUGUCUGCAGUUCCUGGUUCCCAUGCUGCAGGAAUUCCCCUCUGACUGCUGGGUCACCAGGAACAAGAUGGUGAAUGACACGUGGGGCCAGCAGUACUCCUAUGCCCUGUUCAAGGCUAUGAGUCACAUGCUGUGUAUCGGAUACGGUAUGUACCCUCCUGUUGGCCUGGCGGAUGUGUGGCUCACCAUACUCAGCAUGAUCGUGGGUGCCACGUGCUACGCCAUGUUUGUAGGCCAUGCAACCGCUCUCAUCCAGUCACUGGACUCUUCCCGACGGCAGUACCAGGAGAAGUAUAAACAGGUGGAGCAGUACAUGUCCUUCCACAAGCUUCCUGCCGGCAUGCGGCAGAAGGUCCAUGACUACUACGAACAUCGCUUCCAGGGCAAGAUGUUUGACGAGGAGAGCAUUCUGGGGGAGCUGAACGAACCGCUCAGAGAGGAGAUUGUCAACUUCAACUGUCGUAAGCUGGUUGCUUCGAUGCCUUUGUUCGCCAACGCCGACCCCAACUUUGUGACGUCAAUGCUGACCAAGCUGCGCUUUGAGGUGUUCCAGCCUAUGGAUAAUGUAGUUAUGGAAGGGACCGUCGGCAGAAAGAUGUACUUCAUCCAACACGGGGUGGUCUGCGUCAUCGCCAAGGGCACCAAGGAGACCAAGCUGUCUGACGGGUCCUACUUUGGAGAGAUCUGCCUGCUGACUCGAGGCAGAAGAACGGCCAGUGUUCGCGCUGAGACGUACUGCCGUCUGUACUCUCUGUCUGUGGAUAACUUUAAUGAGGUCCUGGAGGAGUACCCCAUGAUGAGACGGGCCUUCGAGACCGUAGCUCUGGACCGGCUGGACCGCAUAGGAAAGAGGAACUCUGUGCUCCAACACAAAGUCGCCCAGAACUCAGGAGCUGUGAACCUCCAGGAGAAUGAGAUCAUCCAGAGGAUCGUACAGCAUGACCGUGACAUGGCUAUCCAGAGCAACAUCUCUCCCGUGUCCCUGGACCUCCCAUCCUCCACCUCAGGGGUCAUCUGGGCUCCCUUGGUCCAGGGCCCCCUCCAGGCCGCUGCAGCCACCACAUCCCUGGCUCUGGCCUUCUCCCACUCCCAGCUCCAAGCCCAGCUCCCUCCCAUCCUCUUCCACCAUCCGCUCCCCGUCUCCAGGUCGUUCAAGGAUCCAGGAGGCCACCGUUUGGAGAGGGGCGUGUUUGUGGGCGUGUCUGCAGCUGGAGGUAUGGGCGUUCCCGGCUGUGGCUCCGGGGCUGCAUCCCCGGCCGGUUCUGUGAAGUUCCAUUCUGGAGUGGACACUCCGAUAUUAGCCUCGUUUCGGGCGCAACAUCUAGUCUCCACCUCCUCCUCCAUGUCUCCUCUGUCACCUAUGACCUCCAUGUACCAGCCCACCACCACCAACUUCCAGGCCCAGCCCAGCGGAGGCUCUCCCUUCCCCUUGGGCCAGGCCUCAAUCCAGGGGUAUCCGUCCUCCUCCUCCUGCGCAGCCCAGCUCCAUCACCACCACCACCACCACCACCCCUACAGCCCACCAAGUUCCCACCAGCAGGGGGCAUCAGGGAGACCCACCAUGAACUCGGGAAGGUUCUCAGCCCCCUCUGGUUCCACCCUAAGCCCUCUCAUCUGUAGCUCGGUCAGCCCCAUCCUGAGCCAGCUACAGCAACACGACUCCUCUUCCUCUCACGCUACCAGCUCUCAGCACGUCCAGAGGGGGAUGGGCUCUGGUGAACAUCAGGAGAGAGCAGGCCACCUCCUCCCCCCACACUCCCACUGUUCCUACGCCAGCACCAGCCCUAGCUACACCACCCAACACCACUGCUCCAGUGGGUUUUUAUCUAUACCUAUCCCACAACAGGCCAGCCUUGGAGGUGGUGGAGCCUCAUCCUCCCUGGUGCAUCACAGCCUGGCGGGUCUGCAGUCCAGCCUCCAUCCCACCCUCCACCCAGGCCUCCACGCUGGCCUCCUCCCUCAGGUUCUCCCGGUGGACUCUGCCCAUUCUUCCCACUCUGCCCUAGCCUCACUGGCCCAGUACGGAUCAGGGGAUGGCUCCCCGUCCUGCACCCCACCGGGGGCACCCAGCCCCACCAUCCAGAGCCCACUGACAGGAAGGACGGUGCUUCACCAUCAUCACCUCAGCCAUCUCAGCCAGCUCCACAGCCAACCCUCCAGCGCCAUGGGCUCUCACAGCUCCCUCACCCCACAGAUGUCAUGCCCCGCUAGGGUAGACGAAAGGGGGCAGAGGGCAGAGUCCUUAGUGGAUCUCUUCACCCAGGAUGUCAGAACUAUCUCCACUGUUUCCACCUCUGGCUCAGGCAACUACCUGCCCCAAGAAGGGUCUCUAUCCAAACCGUCUCUCGCCAUACCUUCAGGGGGGUCUGGUUCUUCUCACUUCUCCUCUCCUCCCAUGGCAGAGGGUAGCAGUAAUAAACUCCCACGUCACACCUCUGAGUCACUACACUCCCUCGGGAUCUGAACUUCCAACUCCUGUGAACCAAGGAGCACCGACCUCUUCGCAUCCCAACCCCAGUCACCCUGCUACCCCGGCCAAGACAUCCGGGGCAGAGUACAGACUCUCCAAACUCCCCUCCAACCUGUGAGGUUUAAACACACCCUCCUGCGAUGUCUAAACUAUGGGGAAAUUGUCUUCGAUAUUGGCAUUGUGUUUUUUAAUCGCUAGUGUAGGUUUUCUAAUUCAAGGAGGGUGUGAAUGAGUGCAUAUCCAUAUUGGAGGAAAAAAACUUAGGACAGAGAUGUAUUUUUAAUGCAGAGUGAAUGACCUGACGUACAAGGACAGAGUUCCCAGCGGGCGAAACCAGUUCUGGUUGUAAACGAGUGGUAAUGACGUCAUUUCAGCCAUCUUUGCCCGCUGGGUUAAGUAUUUUUCUACAGUACAAUGUUACUACUGUAUUAUGUUGAAUGUGGAGGCACUGUACCAAUAUGGAUUGUUGGAUAAUGUUAAACCACAAGAAAGUAUACUGAUCAAUUUCCAAUAAUGUACAAUAUGUAUUGUAGCCUAUAUCCUCACAUUGUAAUUUUGUGUUAAUGUAUUUGUUUAAAAGCUGUUGUUCAGACAUACACUAUAUAUACAAAAGUAUGUGGACACCCCU
This is a messenger RNA of Salmo salar (Atlantic salmon), 4924 nucleotides long. Its product is annotated as potassium/sodium hyperpolarization-activated cyclic nucleotide-gated channel 4-like. The record is from RefSeq and is a predicted model, not a curated record. Lineage: Eukaryota; Metazoa; Chordata; Actinopteri; Salmoniformes; Salmonidae. Gene Ontology annotation, biological process: sodium ion transmembrane transport; potassium ion transmembrane transport; regulation of membrane depolarization. Gene Ontology annotation, cellular component: HCN channel complex; membrane; axon. Gene Ontology annotation, molecular function: voltage-gated potassium channel activity.